GAAUAAGGGUAUACAGACUAUCUCGUCGUGUUUAACUAGCUAGUAUUAUACGCAGAUAUUGCACUGUAUAAAUGGGUUCGGCUUACAAUUGUGCAUCUGUUUUGUACUCACUAUCUCGGACAUGUCAAUUUUGAAAAGUACAAUAGCAAAAGAGAGGAAUGCCAAUGAAAACGAAACCUUAGGAAUGUAUUUAUCACGCCUUGAGCAGCGCACAGCUAACGUCUAUAUAACUCUUUUAUUUUUUUUGUUUGGUUUUGCCGUAUAAAAGUAAAGAAGAAUCGUCUUGCAUUUAUUAAAUUAUCCAAUAAAUUACAAUUGCAUGCGACAAAACUGCUUGAAAUGUUUCGACUACUUUUAAUCAGUUGAAUAAUGUCAUCCACAUUCACCAAACAAUGUGCGCUAAAAUUAUGAAUUUAAAUUUUCAAUUCAAACGUAAAAAACAAUACGUGAAACGCGCAAAACUAUGCAAUACAAAUAAAUUAAGUAAAUAGCCGUAAUAAAAAAAAUUGUUGAUUUAAACACAAAAACAACGUAACGGUGUGUUGGUGUGUUCAAAAUGCAAAUGCCAAACUCAUUUAGACAAUUGAAAAAGCAUAAUUUCAUGGUGGCCGUUGUAAUUUAUUUACUAAUAUUAGAGAAAUCAAUUCAACCAUGUGAUUGUGUUCACGGUUUCAGAAAUAAUACAGAGAGCGCCGAGCUGGUAUCUCAUUACGAAUCAAGCCUAUCGCUGCCAGAUAUAUUGCCCAUACCUUCGAAAACCUACGACAAGAAUCGUGCACCAAAGCUGCUGGGACAACCAACCGUUGUAUAUUUUCAUGUCACCGUGCUCUCCUUGGACUCUAUCAAUGAGGAAUCCAUGACCUAUGUGACGGACAUAUUUUUAGCACAAAGUUGGCGCGAUCCGCGUCUUCGUUUACCAGAGAAUAUGAGUGAACAAUAUCGCAUUCUAGACGUGGAUUGGCUGCACAGCAUUUGGCGUCCCGAUUGCUUCUUUAAGAAUGCAAAAAAGGUGACAUUUCAUGAGAUGAGCAUACCAAAUCACUAUCUUUGGCUGUACCACGACAAGACGUUGCUCUACAUGUCCAAAUUGACGCUGGUGCUGUCGUGUGCCAUGAAAUUUGAGUCCUAUCCACAUGAUACACAAAUCUGUUCAAUGAUGAUAGAGAGUCGUAAGUCGAAAAUAUUUUGGGCAACUGCAGUCUUUUUAACAAGCAGCUUUUAUAUAGUAUCGCAUACAGUGGAAGAUUUGGUAUUUAUUUGGAACAUGACCGAUCCACUGGUCGUCAAUGCUGAGAUCGAGCUGCCACAACUGGACAUAUCAAAUAAUUAUACGACCGAUUGUACCAUCGAGUACUCAACGGGUAAUUUUACAUGUCUGGCGAUUGUGUUCAACUUGCGCCGACGAUUGGGCUAUCACCUGUUUCACACGUAUAUUCCAUCUGCCCUCAUUGUGGUUAUGUCGUGGAUAUCAUUCUGGAUCAAACCCGAGGCUAUACCGGCACGAGUCACUCUCGGCGUAACCUCGCUGCUCACCUUGGCCACACAGAAUACACAGUCGCAGCAAUCUCUGCCACCCGUUUCAUAUGUCAAGGCCAUUGAUGUGUGGAUGUCCUCGUGUUCGGUUUUUGUUUUCCUCUCGCUCAUGGAAUUUGCUGUAGUCAACAAUUACAUGGGUCCGGUGGCAACAAAGGCAAUGAAGGGUUACUCCGAUGAGAAUAUCACCGACUUAGACGAUCUAAAGGUGAGUUUGUCAAGGGCACUUUUGCUGAUGAUUGAAACUCUGCAGCGUGUAUUGCAGCAUCACCAUCGGGAGUCGAUAAUUGAGCCACAGUAUGAUACAUUCUGCCACGGGCAUGCCACCGCCAUCUAUAUAGAUAAAUUCUCGCGCUUCUUCUUUCCGUUCUCGUUCUUCAUUCUCAACAUUGUCUACUGGACGACGUUCCUAUGAUCUGAUUGAACCAAGGGAGUUGUUAAGCAAUUAAUGAAAUUAUAAAUACAAAGCGCAUUUGUUUAAAAAUGUAUAUAGUUUGUAAGCCACAAAUAAUUGCAGUAAAUUAUAUAAAAUAUAUAUUAUCGUAUUGUAUAAAGGCGUUUAUUAAUUAAAUUUAAUUCAAAGGAAGAAAUUAAGAAAUGCAUUUUUAUUGCGCAACAAAGGUGGAAUUAUCUUUGGUAUUUUUGUAUUUUUACUAUAUAAGUAUGUAUGUUUCCAUAAAUAGACACAUAUGUCAUAUGCACAGACAUAUAUAUAUAUAUAUAUAUAAAUAAUGUAUAAAAAGUUGCUAUCGUGGCUUCCUUUUCUCUAGUUAUUUUCUUUUUCAUUUGAUCAUCAUUCAUGUGCUUAUUAUUAUUUAUCGCAUAAUCACAUAAUGUAGAUUCCCUCUUUAUAUGCACAUUUACUUUUAUACUAUUUUGUGUUUAGUUAAUUUUUGUUUCUUAGCUUUUGUCGCUUACGUUAAUUGUUGCUAAAUAUUCAAGUAAUUUAUGCAUUAUGCGAGUGUUAAUAAACAACGUUUUCACACUAAAUCAACUUAUAUAUGUAAAAAAUGUUUUUGUUAUAAAUAAUACACUCAGAGCUACAGAUCCAGAGUAAUACGCGAGUUCACAAAUAAAUUCUCUCUCUCUCUCUCUCUCUCACA
Drosophila sulfurigaster albostrigata is the source of this 2636-nucleotide messenger RNA. It is a transcript of the gene HisCl1, whose product is annotated as glycine receptor subunit alpha-2. Gene Ontology annotation, biological process: signal transduction; chloride transmembrane transport; regulation of membrane potential. The record is from RefSeq and is a predicted model, not a curated record. Gene Ontology annotation, cellular component: synapse; membrane; neuron projection. Gene Ontology annotation, molecular function: chloride channel activity; neurotransmitter receptor activity; extracellular ligand-gated monoatomic ion channel activity. The transcript is spliced from 4 exons. NCBI's taxonomy places the organism in Eukaryota, Metazoa, Arthropoda, Insecta, Diptera, Drosophilidae. Bases 557 to 1948 code for a protein of 463 amino acids.